Messenger RNA from Nerophis lumbriciformis (worm pipefish), 4764 nucleotides. RefSeq names its product BCAR1 scaffold protein, Cas family member (gene bcar1). Gene Ontology annotation, cellular component: plasma membrane; focal adhesion; cytoplasm. Gene Ontology annotation, molecular function: protein binding. The record is from RefSeq and is a predicted model, not a curated record. NCBI's taxonomy places the organism in Eukaryota, Metazoa, Chordata, Actinopteri, Syngnathiformes, Syngnathidae. Gene Ontology annotation, biological process: cell surface receptor protein tyrosine kinase signaling pathway; cell migration.
UUCAGUACAUGUUGUCUGCCUGCUCUUACGCGCACUGAAGUCAUACAAGGAAAAAGAAGUAAAGAAGAAAAAGAGUCAACACUGUAAAAGAAGAGCGUUUCGUGAAGCCACAUUGCCUCUGGGAAAUGACUCUGCCGUUGGUUGACAAGCAGGCUAAAGUGAAUGUGUUGGCCAAGGCUUUGUAUGACAAUGUUGCGGAGUCUCCAGAUGAACUGUCCUUUCGUAAGGGGGACAUCCUAACCGUGUUGGAACGCAACACACAAGGACUAAAUGGCUGGUGGCUCUGUUCACUCCACGGUCGCCAAGGCAUUGUUCCUGCCAACCGUCUUAAGAUCCUUGUUGGCAUGUAUGAUGGCAAAGAACCCGGCACGAUCGAUCCAACCUCAUCCUGUCAUAGCCCCCAACUGCAGCGACUCUUGCAUCCUGAACAUGUUCAGUACGCACCUAUGGCCUCAGUUUAUUCCACACCCAGUCCUGCACAGCCCAAAUCUGAUCCUGUCUACAUGAUUCCACCUAAGCACGGCCCUAAACCAAGCACCCAGAGUUUGUAUCAGGGUACUUCUGCCCCAAGUGGACCUCCUCUAAAGGUCAAGCUAAAAAACACCAUCAAGGCAGUUGGUCAAGGGACUGGCAAUGACGUGUACCAGGUUCCACACUCUCUGGACAAAAGGAUCUGGGAGGACAGCAAACCACUUGAUAAGGUGGUUCUUUCCACUCGAGCCUGUGAUACAGUGAACACUUACCAAGAUAAAUAUGAUCUUCCACCCAUGCGUCAACCGCCAUCCAAUCAAAAUAUAUAUGAUGUGCCUCCAACCCGUGAUCAAUACAAUACACAGGUUUAUGAUUUCCCACCCACAGUCAUUAGAGAUGAUCCUGACACUCAUCAAAUGAAAGAUGAAACCUAUGAUGUGCCAUCCCAUUUAAGAAAACAAACCCAAGGCUUCACUCCAGAAUAUGGCCAAAAUAUGGCCAGUCGUCCUAAUGAUGACAUCCAAGACAAUCCAAACCCUGAGGACGUGUAUGAUGUCCCACCUCCAAUGCUGAGCAACAAACAUUUAUAUGCAGACAGUACCAAAGUCAGCAAGCGGGCUGAGGAUAUCUACGACAUUCCAGUUAGCCUGCGCACUGGCAGUCACCCCAGCCGGGGUGUUUAUGACUUCCCAAGAGAGCAGGAGGAGAAGGGAAGGCAGAGGGAAGACAUGUGUGUCUAUGAUGUCCCACCACAGGUGACCCGUGAGGCCCAGGUCACUAGUGAGGAGCCCCACACGGCCUUCAAGCGACACUCAGCCUCAAGCACAGGAAGCACACUGAGCAACAACUCUGCUUCAUCCUCAGACAUGCUCUGUGACACAGAGUCAUCAGCCCCCAGCUUCUUUGCAGCAAAACCCCUUCUGUUGGACCUGGAGAAAGCCAUGGAGCGCCUUUCCCGUCUUCAACAAGCUGUGGACUUAAGUGUUGCUAUGAUGAUGUCAAUCAUCACAAGCAACUGGCGUAGUCCUGAUAAGCUGGAGGGGAAUCUUCCUGCCAUUCACCAGGCUGCUGAUGGAGUGUGCGCCACUCUGCGAGACUUUCUAGAAUUUUCGCACGGUGCUGUGGCAAAUGCCGGCCAAGCCACAGACCGCUCCUUGCAGACCAAAUUGGCCCAACAGGUGGGUAAAUUGGAGGAGGUCUUUCAGAGUGUAACUAUGCAGACUCAGAGUUUAGAUACCGUUUCUUGGACAGACCUCAUCAAAUCACAACCAAGUGGAGAUGUCUUAGAUCAACUAAUCAUAACAACCCGUGGGAUUCCAGAAGACACCAAACAGCUCACUUCUUUUCUGCAUGGCAACGCCUCUUUGCUUUUCAAACGGAGCCCCCAGCCACAGCUUCCUCCAUUGCCAGGACAGAUAAGCAGUCACAUGACAGGAAGUGGGAGCUAUCAAGCGGGAGAGAGGAUCAACAUUCAGUCACGGCCAUUACCGCCGCCACCAAAGUUUGCAGCUGCAGAGGAAGACACUGUUGUAGACGACUCUUAUGAGAGCACAGAAGGAUGGAUGGAGGACUAUGACUACGUUCAUCUACAGAUGAAACAGUCAGAGCGGCAGGAAGCGGGCCGACCAAUCAACAAGGACGUGACUGGACAGGACAACUCCUCUUCCAAGCUGUGCCUUGCUGACCGCCAACUCCUCCUUUUUUAUCUGGAGCAAUCAGAGCGGAACUUUGCAAGCGUGAACGACGCCAUCGCCGCCUUCUCCGCCGCCGUCAACUCCAACCAGCCGCCCAAGAUCUUUGUGGCGCACAGCAAGUUGCUCAUCAUCGCCACUUACAAGCUGGUCUUCAUCGGGGACACGCUCUCCCGUCAGGCCAAGUCACCUCGAGUGCGAGCCCAGAUAGGUCAGAACAGCAGCACACUAUGUAAUAAACUCAAAGACUUUGUUAUCAGUACCAAGGCGGCAUCACUCCAGUACCCGUCACCAGGAGCUUCCCGGGAGAUGAGUGAGAGGGUGAAGGAGCUGGCAGGAUGUACACACACAUUCAAAAAGGUUUUUGGACAGUUGGCGAUGGUUUAAUUGGCCAGGAGGAUACAUGUGAUUGACAGAACAAAGGAACCUACCUAAUCUACACUAGAGUGAUGUAUAUUGGUGUACUAUCACUACUACUACUACUACUACUACUACUAUCUGUACUAUUGUGUAUACCUUUCCCUGGGCACGUUUUAAUUGCAGAUGGACAAAAUCAAUACUUUCAGUGGGCUUAAAUGUGAUUGUUAUGACUUCUAAAAUAUGUAUAUUUUUUGUAAAGAAGUAAUGCACCUUUUUUUUUAGAGCCUCACCAUGUUGGAAAGGUUUCCUUCCAUAAGAAAAGUUGCCCAGACCAUACUUAUCUCUUUUUUGUGCUGCUAUAUGAGAUAUAUAAUUAUAAUAUGUAAUCAUUUUGGAAUGUUUGUACAAUUAACAUGAAUAUGUGUACAGUGACUGGAAACAGAUGCACUUUUGCUUGUUUAGUUUAGUAUGUGCUAAGAGUCAGAAAGAAAUACUUUGCUAUACAGUCGUCCCUCACUACAAAUAUUGUGGCGUCAACACAUCGUGGAUAAUUUUCAAGCAUAUUCUCCAAUUUCAAGCAUCAAAGUAGCGAAAUAAACCAAAAAUAACAAUACUAAAGUAGCAUAGGCCACUAGAGUAGACCAAAACAAAUCAGAGCGUUCUGUUUAGUAUUGUGGCUGCUGAUUGGCUGAGCCUCAGGCAGCAUUACUAUUGUGGAUUAAGAGUGAAAAGGUGACUAAAUGUUGUUGUUUCAUAUCUAGAAGGCUCUCAGAAUGUAAAAACAUCUUUAGAAGGUCGUAAACAGGGUUUUUAUGCUCUAGGCAUGAAAAUAUUGAAUUUAUGAAUAAUGAUUGCUACUUUGCUGAAAUGUAUUUGUUCGAAACCAAUUAACAGCUAUAAACGAGGGACGACUGUAUUUACCCAAUCUUGUAAAAAAAAGUGGUUUGACGACAGUUCUUCUUUGGUCUGGGUUCUUGGUCGGUCAUUCCAAAUCAUUCACUGUCUUUUGGGGAACUCUUUCUUUUGUUCAUUUUAAUAUUCCAGACCUAAAGCUCAAGUUUAAGCUAAACAAAACCACCAUACAGGUAUGGUGUGCAUAUUAAGGUUGUAGUCAUGGUUGGAUACUUACCAGUGCUCACAUGGAUGUCAAAUAUUUUUGUAUCAUUUAAUAAUGAACAACUAGAAGUCAUUGUAGUUGUGAAGUUUUUGAGGCCUUACAGGCAAACAUGGGUUUACCUUCUGCCAUCUAGUGGAACAGCAUUAAAUUGCCUGCCACUAUACGUCACUGACAUAGACAAAACAACAACAAAAAAAUAAAUUAAGGAUCAUUUUCAAACAAAUGACUUGGAAUUACACCCAGUGAUGACAGUAGUUGGGAAUCCCUCCAUUAGACACUUUACCAUCAUUGCAACUAAUAAUUAACUAUCAAAACUGACAUACUUUAAAAUGAAAUAACAUACAUUAUAAGGAAUCAUUAAGAAAGUUGUGUAGUUGUUUGUAUAGUUUUGCACUUUUCUGGAGGUGUCAGUCAAAUGUUUUAUAUUUUAAGGGAGGGAAUGUUUGGGAAUUGGGUUAGAUUUGGUCCGAAGUUUUAAAGAAGAAAAGAAACAAACAAGGAGAAGUUAGAAGAGCUGGACUAAUUUAGGACCUUUCUGCCAGAGGAUUCCAAGGAGUAGACUGGCCUAUCUUCCAAGAUAUUAAGUUGAUCGUUAUGUUUAUGUGUAUUCAACUGUAAAUGUCACCAUAUUUUAUAAUUGAUUGCAUCAUUAUUGAACAAGAAGUUUCAUUGUCUGAUGUUUUAAUCCACUUAACACAUUCUGAAUAGGCAACGUCUCUCCAACCUACAGCCUUCCCUUGAUUAUCACUCUUAAUUGCUUCCAGACAUGACUGCAAUAAAUUAAUUCCCACCAAGUACGAAUUAUUUAUUGUAAAUCAAAUAUAGCUAGAGGAUAAAAAACACUUCAUGACCUUUGAAAUAAAUGUUUCAUGAAAACCCCUACAAACAGAAAAUACCUUUAAACUGUGGAAUCCAAUAUAGUAAUGCUGUCUGAGGCUGAGCCAAUCAGUGCCUACGAUACUGAACAGCGCGCUCUGAUUUCGUCUCAUGGCCAAAUACUACUGACGUAUUGGUAUUUUGUUAUUUUAGUCAUUUUUAUGUUUGAAAAUGUUUAAUUUAGGACCAAAAAAUGUGGAAUAUGCUUUAUAAAAUAAAGUGGCGGGCCGUGUGUUUCCCACCUUGGCC